Nicotiana tabacum (common tobacco) is the source of this 516-nucleotide messenger RNA. Lineage: Eukaryota; Viridiplantae; Streptophyta; Magnoliopsida; Solanales; Solanaceae. The record is from RefSeq and is a predicted model, not a curated record.
CCAGCUACCAUUCUCAGUUUUCUUGAAUCCCAACUUCAGGAGUUAGAUGGUAAUGAUGCGAGACUUGCAGAUUACUUUGACGUGAUUGCUGGAACGAGCACUGGUGGUCUUGUGACGGCCAUGCUAACUGCUCCUGACGAAAAUGAUCGUCCACUUUAUGCUGCCAAAGAUAUUACACCAUUCUACUUAGAACACUGUCCAAAGAUCUUUCCACAAAAGAAAUGCGGUUUGUUUGCUCCAAUUGGGAACAUGGUGCAAGCUAUAAUAGGACCAAAAUACGAUGGAAAAUACCUGCAUGAAGUCGUCAAGGAGAAGUUGAAAGAUACUCGUCUUAGCAAUACGAUUACUAACGUUGUCAUUCCCACUUUUGAUAUCAAGAAAUUGCAGCCAACCAUCUUCUCCACUUAUGAGACGAAACGUUCGGCAUGUUAUGAUGCAAAACUGUCUGAUAUUUGUAUCAGUACAUCAGCAGCUCCUACUUAUCUUCCUGCUCAUUAUUUUAAAGUUGAGGAUACC